Molecule: messenger RNA, 594 nt
Organism: Nilaparvata lugens (brown planthopper)
Lineage: Eukaryota; Metazoa; Arthropoda; Insecta; Hemiptera; Delphacidae
Product: histone H3.v1-like
Exons: 2
Source: RefSeq, a predicted model, not a curated record
GAAAAUUUUUAGUAUAAAAGCACUCAAAGUUUUGAUUUGAAUCAUAGUAUUCAUCUGAUGAAAAUGUCAUCUACUAGCACUACUGAUUCGACCAAGAACGUUGCUAUGGAUCAGCCAAUGGUAACAUACUCGAGUGUAGCAGCUACACCGAAGAUGACGUCUUCGCCAGCUCCUUCGACAAUACCGCAGAUACCGUGGGGAUUCCCGUAUAAUAUAUGGAGCAAUCCUCAUCUUUUCAAUCAAGCAUUUCCCGGAUUAGGAAUGAUGCAAACCAUUCCCGGUCCGGUUGCACCUUCACCACCAGGAUUUCAACCGAUUGCAUCUUCUCCUCCUAUCACCGAACCGUCUACUAUCUCAAAAGCGUCUACUUCCACGCCUGCUGACGAGACAACUUCUUCUCCUCUCAUCUCCGAGCCGUCCACGUCUACUAUCUCAAAAGCGUCUACUUCCACGCCUGCUGACGAGACAACUUCUUCUCCUCUCAUCUCCGAACCGACCACGUCUAUCAUCUCGAAAGCGACUACUUCUUCAGCUACCAUCACAAAACCGACUACACAUGGUCCUAUUGUUGACGAGGAGACCACUGUCACGAGG